Neoarthrinium moseri is the source of this 423-nucleotide messenger RNA. RefSeq lists its product as uncharacterized. Bases 1 to 423 code for a protein of 140 amino acids. The transcript has a single exon. NCBI's taxonomy places the organism in Eukaryota, Fungi, Ascomycota, Sordariomycetes, Amphisphaeriales, Apiosporaceae. The record is from RefSeq and is a predicted model, not a curated record.
AUGGCCAUGGCCUCCAAACGCCCUACUAAGGAGCACGCGACUGAACACCGCAGUGAGCAGACCGGACCGGUUUGGACGCCGGAGACCACUGUUCGCUACCGCGAUACCCAUAUCCACAACCUGGCUGCCUCUAGGUCUCAACGUGGCUGCCCGCAUUACGGAGGCAUACAACCACCAUCUAAUCUCCAGUAUGAAGGGACGCUGUGCGCCAGUACCACAAAGUGUACUGGAGUCGCGGAUGUUUCCAUGGUACGCUCGCCUGAGGCAGAGCUCUGGGACAACACAAGUCACCCUAACGAAUACCUCUCCAAGGAUCGGCGUCACGCGGGCUACCUCAUGGAGUGCCAUUCCUCGCUGGAGGGGGGAACUAUUGGCGGAGUUGAUCUCUGGUGGUUGGAAUGGCGGAAACCUGCCAAAUCCUGA